Messenger RNA from Solanum tuberosum (potato), 717 nucleotides. Its product is annotated as receptor-like protein 12. NCBI's taxonomy places the organism in Eukaryota, Viridiplantae, Streptophyta, Magnoliopsida, Solanales, Solanaceae. The transcript has a single exon. Gene Ontology annotation, molecular function: protein binding. Bases 1 to 717 code for a protein of 238 amino acids. The record is from RefSeq and is a predicted model, not a curated record.
AUGGUUGUACUAACGGUGCUGGACUUAAGAAAGAACAAUUUCACAGGGAGUCUUCCCCCAUUAUGUGCACACAACACUUCAUUGAGUACCAUUUUCAUAAAUGGUAAUCGAUUUGAAGGACCUGUUCAUGUGUCGUUGCUCAAUUGUAAUGGUCUACAAGUCCUUGAUGUGGGGAACAAUGCUAUAAAUGACACCUUUCCAGCUUGGCUCGGAAUUCUUCAAGAGCUGCAGGUCCUUAUAUUAAAGUCGAACAAGUUCCAUGGACCUAUAACUACGUGUCAGACUAAGUUUUGCUUUCCCAAGUUGCGAAUUUUUGAUCUUUCUUGUAAUGAUUUCAAUGGCUCACUUCCAGUAAAAGUUUUUGGACGCUUCAAGGCAAUGAUCAAACUAGAUGAUGAAGACACAAGAGAGAUCAAGUACAUGGAAUCUACGUUAUAUUUGUUAUUUGUCAGAUCGUAUGAGGAUUCAGUGAGUUUGGUAAUUAAAGGGCAGGAUAUUGAGCUACAAAGAAUCAGCACAAUUAUGACAACCAUAGAUCUCUCAAGCAACCAUUUUGAAGGUGUUAUUCCGAAAGCACUAAAGGAUCUCAGGUCACUUUGGCUACUCAAUUUAUCCCAUAACAAUCUCAUAGGUCAUAUUCCAAUGGAAUUGGGGCAAUUGAAUACACUUGAAGCUUUAGAUCUCUCCUGGAAUCGGCUCACUGGAAAGAUUCCGUAG